Molecule: messenger RNA, 1695 nt
Organism: Exaiptasia diaphana
Lineage: Eukaryota; Metazoa; Cnidaria; Anthozoa; Actiniaria; Aiptasiidae
Product: stress response protein nst1
Exons: 11
Coding region: 244-1668 (474 amino acids)
Source: RefSeq, a predicted model, not a curated record
UCGCUUACACCUCGUGAAAAUACUUGAAAAUGAGAAAGUUUUGUAAUUAGUCCACAAGCUUCAAAAUGGUCAGUUGUUUUAAUUAAGGAUAAAUCAAUUAUAUGGCCAUGGMAAACUGAUGGCACAACUAGCCAACGGGUAAUUAUGACCUUAUGAAGAGAGCUGGCAAGCUAGUGACUCUUAACCACUGCCAUACGUUGGAUUGAAGUUGUUUUCACUCAAAACAAGGAUCCUUGUAAGGGAAUGCACCGUCUUUAUGCAUUCAUUCUAUUGGUUGUGUUGCAGAACGCGUCUGCGCAUUCGGGUUCGACGGGGGAGAMCAUAGGUCGUCGCCAUGGUUACACAGCAAGGGAUAUAAUACGGGCAAUYGAAAGGGAAGUCGUGCAAGAGCAUUUAGGAAGUGCUGGUAGCUCAGGAUCUGCCAAUGAAGAACUACAUGASUCGUCAACAGAUUCUACGYCAGAAGACGUCAGCGGUUUGCCAUCGCACUCUCGCCCAGUCCAAUCCCAAUUAGAUUCCACUGUUGCAGUCGCGACACGUGGUACUGGAGAAAGACCAGCCACAAACAAUCAUCCUCCAUCUACCAAUCAAGGCGAAGGAUUCAGGCAACCAACUAUUUACCGGGGUGAAAGUGAUUAUAAAGAUAAAGAUGAUGAUGAUGAUAAUGAUGAUGAUAAUGAUGAUGAUGAAGGCAGAUCGACAUCAGAAGAAGAGAGUGAGACUGAGAACAAGAGUCCCCGGAUGGAAUUCGCUCACAUUGAAAAAGUAGCUGACGUCAUGAAGAGGCUAAAGGAAGCAAAAACCGACGAAGAAAUGGCUUCCAAGCUAAGAACAGGAACCGAGAGUCUUGGAGUUUCAUUCAAAACGUUCGAGCAACUGAGUGACUUAUGGAUAUCAAUACUACGUAGAAUAUGGAGGGUGUGGAAGGCUAAAGGAGCCAAGCAGGUCAUGCACUCGAUAGUUGAUGACAUGGUCACUAAGACUACGCAGACAGUCGAGCCAAAGAUUGGCAGCAUUGUUGAUCGCGGGCUCAAGUCCGCUUUAGCAAACAAUGCAUCUCAUCCAGCAAGCCUGGUUGAAAAWCAAACUUUUGAUACAAACACAACAGAAAACGCCCUGUACAAUAGAGAAACUGAAAAAGUUCAAAAUGUAAAUAACCCUGUAAAUAGUAAAAGUCGAAGAACAACAAGAAACUCAAAACCUACCUUCAAAAGUUCCAAGAACCAUUUCAAGAAAACGCGUGUGACGGCACCUAAAUCUAAUAAAGCUUCCAGAGGACCAAUUACCACUGUUGUAUCAUUCAUAUCUGGAAAGAAACAUUCCAGCAACAGCAGCUCAAGGAGAAAGUCCAAACAAUCAAAGAAACGAACAACAACCACUAGCUAUAUGACAUCUACUGCAAAUAAGGAAAAAGACAUCAAAACAGGACACAUAAAGCAUAAACUGGGAAAGAUAAAAGAAAGUGAAAAAGACAAGACAAAAGACGCUGCGAGGGAGACAGAUCAAAGUGAKRGUAGGAAUACCAAGACUAAAACCGUCGUCGAGGGGCCUUCUCAAGGCGAUUCCGUAAAAAAGGAACUGGUAGCUCAGGACCGAGAACCUAUGAACUCGGCUGCGCCUGGUGUUAUUGAUCGAAUUGGAGGUAAAUACACUACACAUAGAGAAUAACGAAUUUAACAUAUCAAGAAGAGCGAU